This is a messenger RNA of Mesorhabditis spiculigera, 1116 nucleotides long. The record is from the annotation of a GenBank genome assembly. NCBI's taxonomy places the organism in Eukaryota, Metazoa, Nematoda, Chromadorea, Rhabditida, Rhabditidae.
AUGGAUACGAUUCACUUUGAAUUGUUGCCCGAGGCUUCAACGUCAGCCGAAUCGCUGACGGUGACCACUGACGAAUGCUACCACGAGGAGUCGACGACGGACACCGUCCGGAUGGUGCUCAAUUUCGGUGUGGGCAGCGUGAUCGGCAUUACGGGAAUCUGCCUGAACACCAUACUGCUGCUGCUCUUCUCGCGGCUGUCGUUUCGUAACACCAACUAUCUCUACCUGUACAUAUUGGCCUUUUUCGACAUAGUGGUCGAGAGCUGUUUCAUCCUCAUCUUCUCGCUAUCCAGCUACUACGAGUACUUUGAAAACUAUGAGCUCUACGUGGCGUGGCACAACUAUCUGCGCGCCGUCUCGACGAUCGGGCAGGUGCUCAUCCUCGCCUCAUCCGUGCUGAUCGUGCUCGCCUCGUUUGAGCGCUACAUGUGCUCGUCGUCGAAAACACCCGGCUUCGACCCGACAACCCGGGGGCAGCUCAUCUUUUGCGUAAUUCUAUACGCAUUUAUCGUGAAGGGCACCGUUUUCGCCGAGCUCACCCUGAAGCACGAGCCCCACUGUGACCCGUUCUCCGAUUGGCACAUUCAGCAGAGUACAUUGGCCAGCCACGAAAGCUUCUACUAUCGAUGGUGGAUGUUCCACGGGCGGAACGUGCUGAGCGUCUUCUUGCCCUUCUCCCUACUCUGCGUACUCAACUUCCUCACGUUCCGCAACAUCAACCGCAAGAGCAAGCACUUUGAGGCGAUGCUGCUCGAGGGCCCGACAAUGCUACUUCCGCAAGACGCCCAACAAGCGCUCGUCACGCGCGAGCGCAAGCGUGAUGCCACUUACACACUUUUCGCGCUUGUUUCGGUGUACCUCUUCUCAAACCUGAUCAACGCGACGUUGACGUUCUGGGAAUACAUCGACCGGGAUGGCCUAGCGGGUGGUUUUGGCACCGCGUAUAGAUACUUGGCCGACAUCUCGUCGAUCCUGACCACCGCUGCCACCUCCUUCCGCCUCCCGAUCUACUGGGCUUGCAACAGAGAAUUGCGCAAUCAUUUGUCCGCUUUCAUCGGCGAAUUCUCAACAAGCAGCCUAAAGAAACGCUUAUCUGUGAAGCACGAAGUGAUGGUG